Molecule: messenger RNA, 1474 nt
Organism: Chelonus insularis
Lineage: Eukaryota; Metazoa; Arthropoda; Insecta; Hymenoptera; Braconidae
Gene: O-fut2
Product: O-fucosyltransferase 2
Exons: 8
Coding region: 29-1351 (440 amino acids)
Biological process (GO): protein O-linked glycosylation via fucose
Molecular function (GO): peptide-O-fucosyltransferase activity
Source: RefSeq, a predicted model, not a curated record
UUAUAAACAUUACAAAAAAAAUGUAGUGAUGAUUUACAUAAAAGUUUUAGUAAUACUCUUUAAUGUUUUUAUUGUUGUAUAUACUCAAAGUAAUGAAGCAUUUUGUGAAAUUUCUCAAAGUGCAUCCGAAGUAAAUAAAAAUUGUGGAAAAAAUAAAUAUUAUGAUAGAAAAAGAUACAUUCUUUAUGAUGUUAACUUUCCAGAAGGAUUUAAUUUACGUAGAGAUGUAUAUGUUAGAGUAGCUGUUUUCAUAAAAAAUUUGAUAGACAAUGAUGUUGAAUAUGAUUGGAAUUUAGUUCUACCACCCUGGAAUAAAUUAUAUCAUUGGAAGAGUAAAAAUGUUGGAGAAAAAACUCAGCUUCCAUGGAGUUUAUUUUUUGAUAUUAAUAGUCUUAAAAAGUUCAUACCAGUUAUGGAAAUGUAUGAAUUUAUGACUGAGUAUAAAUCAAAUAAUAAUAUUAUUAUGCUGGAUAAGGUUUAUAUUCUUCAAAAUGAUUUGAAAAUGUUUGAAACUGGUGAUUUUCAAGAAAGAAAUGAAAUUACUGAGUGCAAUGUAGACAAAAUUAAUUAUAAAAAGAAAAAUGGUAAUUUCAUUGGAUAUUUUUGGGGAUACAAAAAUAUUACAGCAAAAGAUUUAAAUUGCAUUACAUUUCAUGGAUCAACGUCAGAUUUAAAACAAAAUUUAAAUCCAUUUUUGUACAGUUCUUUUAUGUUUGAUCAUAUGGAAAUACCAUUACAUGAUUAUUAUGGCUCAGCAAAUUUUUGGAAAGCAAGAAGAAGCAUGCGUUACAAUCCAGAAUUGUAUGAUAUAGCUCAUGAUUAUCGGAAUAAAUUUCUGAAUUCUUCUGACGCAUAUGAUAAUACAAUAAGGCCUUUAGAUUGGCGAAAUGAAAAAAGAUCUAGAGAUGCAAUAGGAGGCCCUUAUUUAGCAGUUCAUUUAAGAAGACAAGAUUUUUUGACUGGUCGAGCUAACUCAGUACCAACCUUAAAAAAUGCAGCAUCACAACUGACAAAAAAAAUGAAAAAAUUAAAACUUACAAAAUUAUUUGUAGCUACGGAUGCUCCAAAUUCAGAAUUUGAAGAGCUCAAAGAACAAUUAUCGAAUUAUGAAGUAUUUAAAUAUAAUCCUUCAGAUUCAAUACGGCAAAAAUUCAAAGAUGGGGGUGUAGCAAUAAUUGAUCAAAUUAUUUGCUCAUACGCUAGAUAUUUUAUUGGAACUUAUGAAUCAACUUUUUCGUUCAGAAUACAAGAAGAUCGAGAAAUUAUUGGUUUUCCUACAAAAAGUACGUUUAACAUGUUGUGUGGUAAUCAAAAAUGUGAACAUAGUAGUCAAUGGGAAAUAGUUUGGUAAAAAAAAAGAAAAAACAAUUUUAUUACAAGUUUCUUAAAAAUUUUAUUCCAUAAUCGGUAGUACGUAAAGAAAUGUAACGACGUGUGUACCAUGCGCAUAUUUUGAUGAAACGUUAGAAUGAUA